UGUGUUGCCCAGAGACCCCACGUUGAUAAAACACUCACACUACAUCUUUUCGAGCGUCAUCGCUAGAAGGGAGAUGAGAUCAUGGACAGUCGUCAUCUGUUUGGUUGUGACUCAACUAGCCGAGCUCGGCUGUGGCAAGAGGUUCGACCCCGCCAUGGUGGACCCUCUGAUGCGACGGAGUUCCUUGGACAAGAACUUCAUGAGGUUCGGCCGAUCUAGUCCGUCCUACGAGGAGAAAGUGACGGACGACUCGCCAGGAGACGGCAAAGAGGACUUCCUGAGACCGAUGAGAGGAAAAGACAACAACUUCAUGCGUUUCGGGCGAGGAAAAGGUGACAACUUCAUGAGAUUCGGAAGGGGAAAACAAGACAGCUUCAUGAGAUUCGGCCGUGCGAGGAACGACAAUUACAUGCGAUUCGGAAGAGCCAGGGACAACAACUUUAUGAGAUUCGGAAGAGCCAGGGAUAAUAACUUCAUGCGAUUUGGGAGAGGAAAAGAAGACAAUUAUGUGAGAUUUGGACGUGGGAAGUCAGACAAUUUUAUGAGAUUCGGUAAAGGCGUCAACUACGGGAAACAAGAUAGUUUCAUGAGACUAGGGAGGGGGAAGCAAGACAGUUUCAUGAGAUUCGGAAGAGACUUUAUUCUAGACAAUCCUAAAGAGUUAGAAAGUAAUGCGGAUGAAGCUAGAGUUGUGCGAGGAAAACAAAACAAUUUAAUGAGAUUUGGAAAGAAAUUUGACGAAGACUCGAAAAACGAUUUACUUGAAGUCCCCCUGAACCCUAAACAAACUAUCAGAAUCGUAAGGGGGAAACAAGAUAGUUUCAUGCGUUUUGGAAAAUCCGACAAUGAAAACAUUCACGGCGAGGAAGAUUACAAAGAUCCAAACGAGAGUGUGAACAAUCUGUUGUCUUUGGAAGAACCGAAGGACGCAAAACCAAACUUUGAUCUAGUAGGACUUAACAGUCACACAUUAAGCAAUCCUUUUAUCAGAUUCGGGAGAAGCUCUCCAGACGAGAACGUCCAGGAGUUGAUUCCGCAAAGGUUGAAACGUUCUGUGAGCUACGAAGAAGAGCAAGAGGAUCGAGCUGUUCCUUUCGUUCUACCAGAUGACCUUGAGGAAGAAUAUGUAUCACCGAUUCGUCAAGAGGAUUACAACAACAGGAAGAAACGUUCUUUGGUACAUCACACUACAGAGUCUCCAGAUUUAGAUGAUUCCGUUGUAGACUAUAUUUCUGCUAAACUUCGCCUCCGUUCCUCCGCACCUGAGUAUGAAUCUUCCCUCCUCUCUGCAGGACUUCCGAACGUCAUCGUCGGUCCAGAGUUCUCCCUCCUGCCCAACCUCGACCCUCCGGCGUCCAUGAUGAAGAGGAGUCGCCCCGGAGACAAGAGCUUCUUACGCCUUGGGUAGAAACAGCUGACUUCUAAAUUGUUACGAGACUGUUUGUAUUUCCUCAAAGUAUAUUUUAUUUUACCUGAUUGCAGAUUAAAUAUAUGGCCGAGCAUUUAAAAAUACAGUUAUUAAAUUUCA
Molecule: messenger RNA, 1528 nt
Organism: Macrosteles quadrilineatus (aster leafhopper)
Lineage: Eukaryota; Metazoa; Arthropoda; Insecta; Hemiptera; Cicadellidae
Product: FMRFamide-related neuropeptides-like
Exons: 3
Coding region: 74-1408 (444 amino acids)
Biological process (GO): neuropeptide signaling pathway
Source: RefSeq, a predicted model, not a curated record